UCUGUAUGUUGGUACCAUCUAUCUCGUCUGUGGUUAAUAUGCUUGUUAUGGUAGUAUUGAAGCGUCGUAGCAAAGCCAACCAAUCAGAAAUAAUCGCUCAAUUUUAAAUUUAUUUCAGGAGGGGGAUUUGGUCGUGCCGCCAUAUUGUAUCAGGCUGUGAGUGCAUGAAGUGAAAAUUUCACUGUUUGUGGUGUAAAUUCCCUGUCUGGAUAUUCGGAUUGAAUUUUUCCCUGGCAAGCAAGCAUGGGUGCUAAGCAGAGCAAGCGCUCGGUGGACAUCAGCGGGAAGGAGGCGGAGGGCGCGGGCGAGGUGGCGGCCGCGGGCGCCGGCGGCGAGGGCCGCAUGGAGCCCCUGGCCGACGCCGAUGCGCUCAAACCGCAGCUCAACGGGGACGCACACAUUCACGAGCAAACAGAUAAAGAAAAACAGCUUGACAUUGGCACACCUGAAAACGAGAAAGAUGCUACCACAGAGAAGGAAGAAAAGCAAGAAGAUAGCGAACAGAAGGAAAUCAUAACCAACGGCGACAACAGCGAACAAAAAACUGAAAACGACGAGUCAGCUCCAACUCCAGAGGAAUCAAAGAAACCGAAAAAAGAAAAGGUAAAGAAGAAAUGGUCGCUUAGGUCAAUCAGCUUCAGCAGAAAAGACAAACCAAAACAGGAGAAGAAACAAAAAGAAGAGGAACCCAAGCUGAAUGGAGAUACCGAAAAAGUACCAGAAGAGGCUGCCGAAGUAACUGCUGAAACAGUGAAGAAUGAGGACACAGAGGUAAAACCUAAUGCCGAAAUUAAAGAAGAAAAGACUCCGGAAACUCCAGUGACGGAACCUAUUACAAAUGGCAGCAACACACCCGAAACUCCUAAAGAGGAAGUUGUAGUUAAAGAGGCCCCCGUCACGAGUGUCGAGUCUGAUAAACCUGAAACGAAAACAGAACCGGAACCCGAGAAACUGCCUAUUAAUGGACUUUCUAUAGAGGAACCCAUUAAGGAAGAGCCUGAAAUUCCAAAAAUUGAAGAAAGCCAACCAAAGGAAUCUUCUGCUGAACCAACUGAAACAGUGCCAGCCGUUGAAAUUCCUGUUCAAAACGAGGUUUGUGUUGAACAAAUGCCUUUGAUAGAAUCCACGCCUCCACCACUUCCCGCGAAUCCCCCUCCCUCUUCAGUGGCAACUUUCGCCGCUACUACCAUGGCACCAGAUUUGACAGAUGCUUCGCUAGCUAACACCGCUCAAACCGCAAUAUCAACACCGCCCACUCUAGAUACUAAAGCCGAGCUACCCAAAGAGUGCCUUUCUGAAUCAUCCCAUACAGUUUUAACCAAUAAUGAAUCUGAUAUUCACGUUCCCUCCUCAACAAAAACAAGCCAGGAAGAAGUCAAUGCGACGACCGUCGGCGUUGAGGAAAUCCUCGAAACACCCAUUCCUGUCGAACAAGAAGCCGAUUCGGAAGUAAAAAAGGACGAAUCAGACAUUAAAGAUGUCGACGAAAAUAUCAAAAUGGAAGUAGAAUUGAACGGUUCUGAACCGGAAAUACCCGAAACACCCGUCCUACCAGAGUCUCCCACUCUACCGGAGACUUUGGACUCGGACACGUCCGAUACUACUGGAGAUCUGCCACCGCCGCCUCCGCCGGAGGACGCGGACGACGACACGCUGAACGACGACGUCGCAAUCGAAAAAAUCGAGCCCCCAACUAUCGACGAACUGCAGGAAGCCAACAACGUGGUCGAUGCGCACAUUUCCAACAGGGACGUCUCCGAAACCAACGGUAUCGAUAAAGAAGAAAAGAUGAACGGAAAUCUGGAGACGCAGCUGAAAGCGAUGAACGUUGUCGUACUUGAAAAUGCAAUGGUUGAGUGCAACGGCAACACGCUGGAAGAGUGUGAGGCGGAAGAGUCGCAGCCGGCGCGCGCGUCUGCGUCGCCGCCGCCAGCCAGCCAGGAACCUGUUGCGGUGUCAGAUAAAAUGGCUGACUUAAUCCCCGAAGUUCCCGUAGUGCCAGUCUUAAACACUGAAACGUUACAGGAGACGAGCGACGCGGUGGUGGCCAAUUAGGCACAUUUCCGACUCGGCCGGCACAACGAUUGUGUCUUUGAAAAUGAGCCUUUAAUUUAUUUCUGUUAGUGCUAUGGUCUGAUGUCGAACCUAGUUCGAUUGUCCAUUGUAUCACUGUCAAAGAUGUGGAUUUCGGUUCCCAAUGUGACUCCAUACUGAAUAAAUAGUAUAAGUUUAGUGUGCUUUGCUUUUGUAAAAUUAGGACUUUAUACAUUUUAUUCGCUAGGAUCGAGUUUUUUUUAAAUAAUUAUUAUAUUCAAUUAAAAGUUAUAUAGACAGUAUACGGUGCGAUAAGUUGGUGCCAUUAUUACAGGGGUUAGUUUGUCGUCAGCGCGUUGUACUCGCUCACAUAAAUUUACAUGGAAACAUACUUUUUGGAAUCAUGAGAAUAAGUCAAAUGUGACUGUAAUCCCUAAAACUAUAAUCUCAUUUUGUGUCAUUAAUUAUUAGCUUAUCCUGAAUACUUUUUCGCAUUGAUUGUUGCAUUUUACGGCAUACCUAUAAGUUGUGAACUUGAUCCCAAAAAGCGAAAAAGUAUUAUUAAUUAAAUUUAAUAGCCAAAUUGUUGAAAACGUACGAUAAGUGCAGAAUAGUUGUAAACGCGCACGUAAGGUUUACUCAAAGACAAAAUUUGUGUAAAGCUAAUAAUAAAAUCAAUCGAAGGCCAAUAAAUUACUUUGAUAAGUACCUCUGAGCGAUGAUACGAUUAUUGGAUGUAGAAGAGACGUAUUAUAAUGUAUAUAUGAAUAAUUGAUUUUCCAUAUAUUUGUUAUUUUUAUGUCAAGUAAAUUGAAGUUAAAAUUACGUACAGUGUAAAUUGUUAAGAUUGAAGUAAUGAAUUCAGUUAAUCUCAUUAUGUUAUUAUCACUUUAUGUGCUUAUACGAUAUUCAACAUUUAUAAUAAGUUGUAUAAAUUUAGUUUGUAUUCGUAUACAUACUGGCUCUCUUAAUGAACUUCUAAAACACAGUUUAAUUAUUGGUAAGUGAUUAAGUACGCCUAAGUGAGACGUUACAUAUUUUAAACACGUUCUAAAUUGUUCAAGUAUUAAUAUUGUCGUAGUGAUAAUUGAGGAAUGAUUAGACUAUGAAUUCAUAAAUUUUGGAUAUAAAUAUUCAGUGGCCAAGUUUUUUUACAUUAUACAAUUUUAUCCAUAUACACAUAAUGUAACGUUUAGAUUCGUAGUAUGUGUAACAUGUUAGCGUGGCAGCUCAGUACCGAUCGCUGUCGUUAGUUUAUUGGGUCCCACUUUAAGAUACAAUUAUAGUCAGCUUAAGGUUUGAUAUAACUAUAUACAACGUGUGUCAUUUCCUAUUAUCUAAUACAGUAAAUAUAUGAUUUCAUAAUCAAUUUGUAAUUUUAUACAUUUUUUAUGAAAUAAAGUGACACAUCAGCGUGACUGGAGGUUGCUCCAAAUAUAAAUUUACAGUAAAAAUUUGUGAGACAUUCCAUAUCAAAUGCUCCAUUAUAUUCUAGUUUACUAUGAUGGAAGAUCGUAUACGUAUCCGUGUGUAGUAAGUACCACCUAAUGCUGUUAUAUUUAAAUUCCUUUAGUUUUAUUUAUACUUUACGUAACCCUUUAAUUGAUUAACAGGUUUAUGGAAGCGUGAAAGUUCCUUUAAAUAUUAUGUCUAACACCUACCUGUUUGUGACGUCCUAAGGUACCCUAAUUUGCUCACUAUGGCUAUUUGAGAAUUGUAUGAUAACUAAAUAUGUUAUUUCAAUUUUAAAUAAACUUAUAAUGUUGAUGUGUGAAUGUCUCUAAUCAAUAAAUUUUUUAAAUGGA
Molecule: messenger RNA, 3839 nt
Organism: Chilo suppressalis (striped riceborer)
Lineage: Eukaryota; Metazoa; Arthropoda; Insecta; Lepidoptera; Crambidae
Source: the annotation of a GenBank genome assembly